CAAAGCAACUAACAGUGAGAAUUUUGCUUGAAACUGUUAAAAGGCUGGAAAGUUUUUCUUCAAGACCUUCGUCGUCUAACGGCUGAUGUGAGGCGUGCAGUUCCCGACUUCCUCGUGGGAAAAGUGAAAUCAAGACCUCCUUGGCAGUAGAUCGCCCUCAAGGCAACGGCCAAGUGUACAUGAGAGAAUAACAACAAUCCUUUUUGUUUUGGCUUCUCUACAGAACGAACAUUAUCUCAAAGCAGGCAGAUGGCACUUACUGUUCAAAAUGCCGCGAAAACCAAGACUACCUGCUAUGGUUGCCUAUCUUCUCCUGCUCACUGUUGGUCUUGUGCUGUAUGUGUCAUCAAGGGGUCUCGAAAAUGAGGGAAUAGGCGUCUUUACUGGCACUCUUGAAAAUGCCCAAGAAACUCCGAAAGGACCCGGGUCUGGAGGAUGGGAUGGGGGAAGGGGGGUUGCUGGGAGAAAACAGAAGACCAGAGGACGACUGAAGCAACUCCCUAUCAAUCCUCAUAAUUAUCAUAUGAUGAUUAAUAAUCCAAAAAUAUGUGGAUCCGAUAAGAUGGUAUCCAUCUUGAUUGUAGUGAGCUCUUCAGUAGACAAUUUCUACAGACGAAGAGCCAUCAGGGAAACCUGGGGAGGAUCCGGGCCCUUAGGAGUCUCCCAUGCUAAACUGGUCUUCCUUCUUGGCAAUCCACUGAACUCUGAGCUUCAGACGAAGGUGGUUGAGGAGUCUCGCACUUAUGGAGACGUUCUCCAGGAGGACUACGUCGACUCUUACAUGAAUUUGACCAUCAAGUCCGUUAUGGGACUCAAGUGGGCCUCCGUCUAUUGUCAGCAAGCUAAAUACUUCAUGAAGACAGACGAUGAUAUGUACGUGAAUGUACCUUCUCUUCUGACGUACCUGCAGGAGGCUGACAGGUCACGAUGGAUUACAGGUUGCAUUAAGCAGAAGAAGUCGUUCAGACCGGUCAAUGCCUCCCCCGGAAUGCCUCUACCCCCUGCACAUCCUCCUUUCGUGGCAGGAGCGGGUUACGUCAUAUCCGGGGACAUCGUCGAAGAGUUAUACAAGGCAUCUCUGCAAACCAGGAUGAUCCCGGUUGAAGACGUCUAUGUUACGGCUCACUUGGCUAAGCGGGUCGGGGUCCAUCCGCCCGUCCACGACGGCCGAUUCUCUUGCGGAGAAAUGGUCAUGGACGAUUGUGACCUCACGCAGGUUUUCACCGGACAUAGGAUCAGUCCCGAUAGAAUGUUCCAAAUUUGGGAGAAGUUGAACCCCAACGGUAUCACAAGCCCCUGUUUCGACUUCUAGUGAAGGAAGGCGGAAUUUGCCAAAGUUCUUGAAAUUCAUCGAACUGCCUUUUUGGUGUCUUCGGAAUUCUUGGAUUUUCUACGAACUUCUGUUUUUCGUCCCGUAAAGAGGAACAGACCGCCGAAUGCCUUCAGUGUGAUGCUAGAUUAUCCCUUUGUCAGGAAAAGUACAGAAGUUCCUAGAGUGAAAAUAGAAAUAAAAUGAACGUUGUUUUCAGAGUAUUACAAGAAAAGGAAAUCUGAAUAUAUUUGAGAUAAUGUGAAAACCCAAUAUGUAAUACAAUACUUAAGUGCGAAGGAACGGUGCAGAUGACUCUCAGGUGAGAGAGAGAGAGAGAGAGAGAGAGAGAGAGAGAGAGAGAGAUCAUAUAUUCUGUGUUCAGAUUUGUCAUUUAAAAGUCGUCAAUUUUACCAGUGAAAUCAUUUACUGCAAAUUUUUAAUAAGUGAAACGAAACCAUAUUAUUCGUUGUGUUUUUCUGUUUUCAGAUCUUGCUUAUAAUCAUCAUUUGUUGCCGGUGACUUUAAUCUGUAUUUAAUUGAAUAACUCAAUAUUCCUAGGUAUAGCUCUACCUUUAUAUCUGGUAACUCAGUAUUCCAUCUAGUCAUCAUGAAAAGUUUUGCUGUUGUUUACGAGCGAACAUUGGCAAGUGAGUGAGUAAGUCAUCACCUAUGAUCCGCUGAAGAACAGACAGCAUCUCUGCGUUAGAACCAGACGGUUCUUAUUUGGUGGAGAAAUGUGGGACACAGAUAUUUCGAAUUACUUUGAGUCCAGUCGUGGAUUUCUAGUAUCAACUACAUUCCAGGAGCGUCACAGGAACUUCAACGAAUUAAAUUGUUCGAGUGGGUUGAUAUUUAUGUAUAUAUACAAAAUCUCCUUUAUUUACAAGAAGUGUUUCCAUCUUGAUUUAUUUAUAAUCUUCGUCGUGCUCUUUGGACAUCACAAUGCGUUGUUGGGGAGUUAACCUGUAGGAAAUAUAUCGACCUGAGAGCUCUGAAAGAAUUCGAGUAGAAUCUCAAAUCUUUUGACUUCGUUCCUUGCUCGUGUAUUUGCAAGAUUCAUCUUAUAAAUGACAGUAAUUUCCUGUAAAAAAAAGAAAAUUGCUUUGUUCUUUUGGUGUUAUGAAACGUGAACCAGGAACCCAGUAAAGACGAUAAUGUCACUCAGUUUUAAUUCUGAAUUUUAUUUUGACAAAAUUAAUUCAUUAAAAUUUAAUGUCCGGUUGGUGUUACGGGUAAUUCGGUUACAACUGUCGUUACACGUAGAUGUUUAUACAGCUCGUUGAGUAUUAGAGUUUGAGGGACCACCUGUUUGCUAGAUGCCAGAUAAUUGUCAAUGAUUGUAAAUGCGGCCAUUUCUACUUGACCACAACCACGAGAUUUAACUCACACUGAAGGCAUAACGAAUUUCCCCAUGAAUCCAAAAAGUCAAUAAGUCAAUGAAAACUACUUCGUUUUUAGACGUGUGAGACGGACAUCUAAGUGCAGGGCGUUGUUGACUGUCAGCAGCGAGUUCAUCUCCACUAUUGAACUUAGUUGUCAUCAUAUGUUUGUAGGUCGUCAUUUCCUUGAGGAAGGAAGCGCCAGGAAAGCCUCGUGUUGUUCUGUGUAUUAUCAUUCACUGACUGAUAACACGAGGCACGCACGCAAACGUUGGUUCGUUCAGUGUGUCUUCACCGAUUGAAAGCACGAAGGACUAUCUCGAAUCAUGUCAUCCUUUCUCCCUUUUAUUGGAUUCACAUAUUAUCGUCAUUCCAUUUUCCUGUGAUUCUUACUGAUCAUACUUCCUCCUUAAACGUAGCUGUGAUAAUUAGUAAUAACGGCAUAAGAUUUUUUGCUACCCUGACUUGGAUGAGACUUGCUGUGAGGUAGAUAUUGGUCGUAAGAGUUUCUCUUAGCACUGGGGAAGGUCUUGCAGAAAUCUGAAGAUUCCAGAGUGCUGGAGAAUAAUUCGAUUGUUAUCCUUGAUAUUACAAAACAAUAUUUUUUGAAAAACACAAUUGAAAUGACAAACGUCAUCGUUUAUUAUUAUUAUUAUUAUUAUUAUUAUUAUUAUUAUUAUUAUUAUUAUUAUUAUUAUUAUUAUUAUUAGUUCUACAUAAAAGUUUAAAUGAAAAGGAUUAAGAAAUUAAACUGUUAACUGAAGGGUAGUUAAUAUGACUAUGAUAAUGAAAGUGAAUGGUGACUGAUAUAGUUUUUAUAAUAGAUUUAUAUUAAAUACUUUAUUUAGUUA
Macrobrachium nipponense is the source of this 3542-nucleotide messenger RNA. Its product is annotated as beta-1,3-galactosyltransferase 1-like. Gene Ontology annotation, molecular function: hexosyltransferase activity. Gene Ontology annotation, cellular component: Golgi membrane. The record is from RefSeq and is a predicted model, not a curated record. The coding region runs from base 269 to 1312 and encodes 347 amino acids. Lineage: Eukaryota; Metazoa; Arthropoda; Malacostraca; Decapoda; Palaemonidae. The transcript is spliced from 7 exons.